AUGUCUGGGCCGAUUUUCGGCAUCGUCCCCGCGGGCUUGCCGCUCAUCACUGAACCAACCUCGACGCCGUCCCAGACGUCCUGUCUCUAUGCGCUACCCACCAGCAAGAGCUACUCGCACAUCGUCGUCUUUCUGCUCCCCAAUGUCGCCCUUCCCGCAAACACGGCGGCCGCCAUCUACCUCGCUACUGCCAGCGAGGUCGCCGCAGCCGCUCAGUCCGGUGGCACCCCCAACUUCCGGUUUCUCGGCGGCAUCGGUCCCGGAAAAGAGAGUGCCAUGUUCAAGGUCGGCGGCUCCUCUGCGUCUUCAUCGCCCGAGGCCGGUGGCCUUGUCAUCGGCGUGUCCGUUGAGCCUGCCGACGCCGUUGGCCAACGUCUGCAGGAACUUGCCGCCGGGAAGACCACCGGCGCCGUGGCUUCGGCUGCCCAGCCCUCGACAGCCAUCCUCGCCCAGCGCAUCAUCCAAAAUGCCUUCAACUUCCUGGCCAGCUUCAGCGGCACAGCUGGUCCUGGCGGGGUCGAGGUCGUUCCGUUGAGGGCCUUCGAGGACUGGUGGCGCAAGUUCGAGUCGCGCGUCCGGGCUGAUCCGAGUUUCCUCGAAAGACAGUCAGACUGA
Purpureocillium lilacinum is the source of this 615-nucleotide messenger RNA. RefSeq lists its product as uncharacterized. Gene Ontology annotation, biological process: protein import into nucleus. Gene Ontology annotation, molecular function: nuclear import signal receptor activity. The record is from RefSeq and is a predicted model, not a curated record. Gene Ontology annotation, cellular component: nucleus; cytosol. Lineage: Eukaryota; Fungi; Ascomycota; Sordariomycetes; Hypocreales; Ophiocordycipitaceae.